Lachancea lanzarotensis is the source of this 522-nucleotide messenger RNA. It is a transcript of the gene IMG2, whose product is annotated as LALA0S02e07052g1_1. The transcript has a single exon. The record is from RefSeq and is a predicted model, not a curated record. NCBI's taxonomy places the organism in Eukaryota, Fungi, Ascomycota, Saccharomycetes, Saccharomycetales, Saccharomycetaceae. Gene Ontology annotation, biological process: translation. Gene Ontology annotation, cellular component: ribosome; mitochondrial large ribosomal subunit. The coding region runs from base 1 to 522 and encodes 173 amino acids. Gene Ontology annotation, molecular function: structural constituent of ribosome.
AUGUUGAGCAUGUCACAUUUCAGAGCUGUAAGCUAUCGGGCCAGUCUUCAUUCUGCGGUUUUGGCCCGCACUUUCGGUCGUGUACGGUCAGUGAGUACAGUGGUAGACGGUUCGGGAACUCAAACUGUCGAACAUGACAGCUCAGAGACUCCCUUCACACAACAGGAAAUGCAGGAUUUGUCAAACGUUUUUGUGCAGCCUGAAAUUAGUAUAUUUCCCUCGAUCCAUGAUGUAAAACCUGAGGAACUGGUCGGACAUGUUCCCUUUGGUGUGAAAUCAUAUUUCGUGGAAAGGUCAGCAACUGGGAACUUACCAGUCUACACGGAUGUGAAAAGAGACGGCAAAAUAGUCACUGAGAUCCGGAAAAUUCGUGGUGAUCCUGUACAAUUGAGGAACGAUCUGCAAAACAGCUUAAAGCACAUUCCAAAGAACGACUUCAAAGUUUUGAUGGAAUCGAGGAAAGUGGUCAUACAGGGCGACGUUGUGAAGCGAGUCAAGCAGGUUUUGUCAACGACUUUCUGA